This is a messenger RNA of Colletes gigas, 644 nucleotides long. Its product is annotated as protein daughterless-like. Bases 95 to 556 code for a protein of 153 amino acids. NCBI's taxonomy places the organism in Eukaryota, Metazoa, Arthropoda, Insecta, Hymenoptera, Colletidae. The record is from RefSeq and is a predicted model, not a curated record. The transcript is spliced from 6 exons.
GGGAGGAGGGUGGCUCCACGCGCGGCCGCACCGCGAAACCGUGCCCACUCGUCUCAACCACGGACAUCCACUCGUUUUCUCGUCUCGUGAAAACAUGGCGGCCAGCGACGAUGAGCCGAUGCAUCUCUACGAGGUCUUUCAAAACUGCUUCAAUAAGAUCGCCAACAAGCAGCCCGAGAAGUCGGGUUUCCAAUCGCCGUAUGGCCCCACGAUGGACAACGGAAUGACGUAUGGCGGAGCAGCAUACGGUCCGACGGCGGGAGGGCCAGGCGGGGGGCCAGGUGGGGGCGGCGGCGGGGGUGGCGGAGGCGUAGAGGGCGCCACCUACCCCCCGGAUUCUCCGUACUUCCCGUUCGGAACCCGGGGUGUACCGCCCUCCGGGACACCCACUCCCGCUGCCAACCCUGCAGCACCCACCGGCACCAACGGAGCACGGUUACCAAACUCCACAGCCGGUGCGGCAGCCGUGAAGAGGAAAAAGGACCAGACUCUGGACGGAGCGGACGGCGAGGUCGUAACAACGCAGCACUGGGUAAGUCACGACAGUUCAACAUAGUCGAAUCCACAGCUAAUUGACAAAGAAAUUUCCCAUCACAGGUAUUCAUCAUAAUUACUGAUUAUUUUAUUAUGAACACAAAGCGGAG